UUUGCACCCAGAUUUAGUAAUAACAUCAUUAGCACUUUCCAGAAUUUAUAUCGUUGCCCUGGGGAUGACAAGAGUAAAAUAGUGAGAGUAUUAAACUUAUGGCAGAAGAAUAAUGUAUUUAAAAGUGAGAUUAUUCAACCUCUUUUGGAUAUGGCAGCGGGGAUUCCUCCUCCAGUUGUCACACCUGUUUUAGCCAGUACUACUACUGCUAUGAGCAAUACUCCAGGAACACCUGUGACACCUGAUCCAGCCAAUUGUGGUCCAAGCCUGCCUGAUCCGUGGGUAUCACAGAUAACAAAUACAGAUACACUUGCAGCUGUCGCUCAGAUCUUACAAAGUCCUCAAGGCCAACAACUCCAGCAGUUAAUAACAGACUUACAGAUACAGCAGCAGAAGCCUCAGCCUUCCAUCCUGCAGGCCUUGGAUGCGGGUCUUGUGGUUCAGUUGCAGGCUCUCACAGCACAGCUUACAGCUGCAGCUGCUGCAGCCAACACACUUACUCCCUUAGAACAGGGGGUAUCUUUUAAAAAGAAGUUGAUGGAUAGGUUUGAUUUUGGGGACGAUUCUGAGCAUAGUGAAGAACCCAAAAAGGAAUUCCAACUCUCAACUGUAAGAUUACAUUUUCUUAUAACCAUGAUUUCUUUUUCUGUUAUAUUUCCACCUGUUUUCCUUUUUAGUUCUCAUGUUUCAGAAUCUGUGAACAAUUCCAUUUUUCAUCAGAUAGCAGAACAGCUACAACAGCAAAACCUUGAGCAUCUCAGACAGCAGCUCCUGGAACAGCAACAGCCUCAAAAGGCAACGCCUCAGGAUAGUCAAGAAGGAACAUUUGGGUCAGAGCAUUCAGCGUCACCAUCACAAGGAAGCAGCCAGCAGCACUUUCUCGAACCUGAAGCAAAUUUGGAUGAUUCCAUAGAUAUUCAGCAACAGGACAUGGAUAUAGAUGAAGGGCAUGAUGCAGUGGAAGGGGAGAUCUUUGAACAAGAAGCUAAGAAAGUGGCUGUUCGCUCAAGAUCAAGAACUCAUUCCCGAUCUCGUUCAAGAUCACCAAGAAAACGAAGGUCCAGGUCACGAUCUGGUUCUCGAAAGCGUAAGCACAGAAAGCGAUCACGUUCCCGCUCGAGAGAAAGGAAGAGGAAAUCAUCACGUUCAUACUCAAGUGAAAGGAGAGCCAGAGAAAGGGAAAAAGAACGACAGAAAAAGGGAUUGCCACCAAUUAGAUCUAAAACAUUAAGUGUGUGUAGCACUACACUCUGGGUUGGUCAGGUGGACAAGAAGGCAACACAGCAAGAUUUAACCAACCUUUUUGAGGAGUUUGGACAAAUUGAAUCUAUUAAUAUGAUUCCUCCCAGGGGCUGUGCUUAUGUCUGUAUGGUUCAUCGGCAAGAUGCAUUUCGGGCUCUUCAGAAACUGAGUUCAGGAUCCUAUAAAAUUGGUUCAAAGGUUAUUAAGAUUGCUUGGGCUUUAAACAAAGGUGUAAAAACGGAAUACAAGCAAUUCUGGGACGUGGAUCUUGGAGUUACAUAUAUACCAUGGGAAAAAGUUAAAGUGGAUGACUUGGAUGGUUUUGCAGAAGGAGGCAUGAUUGACCAGGAAACUGUAGAUGCUGAAUGGGAAACUGUGAAAAGUUCAGAACCUAUCAAAGAGACAGUCCAGACAACACAGAGUCCAACUCCAGUUGAAAAGGAGACAGUGGUCACAACCCAGGCAGAGGUUUUCCCUCCACCUGUUGCCAUGUUGCAGAUUCCAGUAGCACCAGCGGUGCCUACAGUUAGUUUAGUCCCGCCAGCAUUUCCUGUGUCGAUGCCAGUUCCUCCCCCUGGAUUCAGUCCAAUCCCUCCACCUCCUUUUCUGCGAGCAAGUUUUAACCCUUCACAGCCACCUCCUGGUUUCAUGCCGCCUCCAGUUCCCCCACCUGUUGUACCACCCCCUGCAAUUCCACCAGUGGUACCAACAUCUCUAGUGCAACCACCAUUGUCCAUGACUCCAGAAACUGUGAAAGAUGUUGGAUUUGGGAGCCUUGUUUUACCAGGCGGUUCUGUUGCCAGCAGUCUUGCUACUUCCACUCUACCAGCUGGAAAUGUUUUUAAUCCUCCAACUAAACAAGCAGAACCUGAAGAAAAAGUACCUCAUCUUAUAGAACACCAGAUUUCUUCAGGUGAAAACACCAGAUCAGUGAUUCCAAAUGAUAUUCCAAGUAACGCUGCAAUUUUAGGAGGACAGCCGCCUAAUGUUACAAGCAAUUCUGUAAUUCUGGGAGUCCAAAGACCAAAUGUAUCAAGUAAUUCUGAAAUUCUUGGGGUUCGGCCAGUUAAUGUUUCAAGUAGUUCUGGGAUUAUUGCAGCCCAACCACCAAAUAUUCUGAAUCACUCUGGAAUUUUGGGAAUACAACCACCAAGUGUUUCCAGUAGUUCUGGACUUUUGGGAGUACUACCCCCAAACAUGCCUAAUAAUUCUGGACUUGUAGGAGUACAGCCACCAAAUGUUACAAAUGCUUCUGGACUUUUGGGAACACAGCCACCAGCUGGACCUCAAAACUUACCCCCUUUAAAUAUCCCUAAUCAAAGGAUGCCUGCAUUGCCAAUGUUAGAUAUUCGUCCAGGACUGAUACCACAGGCACCUGGACCAAGAUUCCCUUUAAUACAGCCUGGAAUUCCACCCCAACGGGGAAUCCCUCCCCCAUCGGUACUUGAUUCACCUCUUCAUCCACCACCCCGUGGACCGUUUCCUCCAGCAGAUAUUUUCAGUCAUCCAGAAAGACCAUUUCUAGCUCCUGGAAGACAAAGUGUAGACAAUGUUACCAACCCAGACAAAAGGAUACCACUUGGAAAUGAUAACAUCCAACAGGAGGGAGAUAGAGAUUACCGGUUUCCUCCUAUAGAAACCAGGGAGGGCAUUAGCAGACCUCCCCCAGUGGAUGUUAGGGAUGUGGUUGGACGGCCUAUAGAUCCAAGAGAAGGUCCUGGGAGGCCUCCACUAGAUGGUAGGGAUCAUUUUGGAAGACCUCCUGUAGAUAUGAGAGAGAAUCUUGUGAGGCCAGGUAUUGAUCAUCAUCUUGGUCGAAGAGACCACUUCGGCUUUACUCCAGAGAAGCCCUGGGGGCAUAGAGGUGAUUUUGAUGAGAGAGAACAUCGGGUUCUACCUGUCUAUGGUGGUCCAAAAGGCUUACAUGAAGAAAGAGGUAGAUUUCGAGCUGGAAACUAUCGAUUUGAUCCUAGAAGUGGUCCGUGGAACAGAGGAUUUGGACAAGAAGUUCACAGAGAUUUUGAUGACCGAAGAAGACCCUGGGAGAGGCAGAGGGAUAGGGACGACAGAGAUUUUGAUUUCUGCAGAGAAAUAAAUGGAAAUCGUCUUGGACGUGAAAGAAUUCAAAACACUUGGGUCCCUCCUCCCCAUACUCGGGUUUUUGAUUAUUUUGAAGGGGCCACUUCUCAAAGAAAAGGUGAUAAUGUGCCUCAGGUUAAUGGUGAAAAUACAGAGAGACAUGCUCAGCCACCGCCUUUGCCAGUGCAGAAUGAUCCUGAACUCUAUGAAAAACUGACAUCUUCAAGUGAGAUAAGCAAGGAGAAGACUGACACAGUUGCUGAUAUAGAAAGUGAACCAGUGGUGGUAGAAAGCACAGAAACUGAGGGGACAUAAUCAUCGCUCAGUAGGUAAAAGAUACCUUUUGUAAAGUUGUCAUCUCUCUGUAAUAGAUUAAUGGCUGACUGGACCAUAGUUGUUCACUUUUGUCUGCCAGAAUUAAGUUAAUCUGAUGUUCAUGUUCACCUUUCUCUUAAAAUAAUUGUACAACUGACUUGUAUAGACAUUGUUCUUAAUAUGAACAUGGUAGGUAAACAUUUUUUUAUUUUUCUGAUAAAAUAUAAAUGUUGCCCCCAGAUUCUUUUACGUCAAGGAAAUGAAUAACAGCUUGUCAGAGACUUCCUAUGGAAGAAAGAAUUUUUUAGAUAACUAUCAUUAGGUUGGAUAUGGUAAUAGAUAUAUUUCAAAUUAGCAAGUGGUGGUAUAUCUUAUCCAUAUCUCUAGGCUGCUGCAGAAUUUUAAGGUAAUAGACAAAGCUGUGAUAUUUUAUGCAAAGACUGGCUCUAGCUACUUGAGGAGCAUAAGACAGAGAUUUUAAAAAGUGAUUUUGUAAAAUCUACACUAUGGUCUCUGUUACUCCAAAGUAAGUGUGUGUGAUUUGUUCCUCAUACUGCAGUGAGUAAAAAAGAAAAAAGCAAACAACAUAAAUAUUAAAGUACGUUUCAAUGUUGGGUGAAUUUUGUUUUUAGAUGCCAAUAAAACUUACUUGUUUGAUAA
This is a messenger RNA of Castor canadensis (American beaver), 4296 nucleotides long. The record is from RefSeq and is a predicted model, not a curated record. NCBI's taxonomy places the organism in Eukaryota, Metazoa, Chordata, Mammalia, Rodentia, Castoridae.